Messenger RNA from Dacryopinax primogenitus, 1575 nucleotides. RefSeq lists its product as uncharacterized. The coding region runs from base 1 to 1575 and encodes 524 amino acids. The transcript is spliced from 6 exons. The record is from RefSeq and is a predicted model, not a curated record. NCBI's taxonomy places the organism in Eukaryota, Fungi, Basidiomycota, Dacrymycetes, Dacrymycetales, Dacrymycetaceae.
AUGCUCCACAUCGUCCUAGGUGCGCUGGGGUUAGCGCAACUCGCAGUGUCCCAGACUCCAGUGACUAUCACGAUCCCGUCCUCGAUCCCGUCAAAUGCAAAGUACUCGUAUGGCUCUCUCGUCGGCAUGUCUAUCGAGCAAGAUCGCUUCCCCGACUGGGCAGGCACACUCGGUUCUCCCAACCCGUUCACAAUGACCGUCCUUCAAAAUAUUGUCGAGCGAUAUGGAGUACCUCCUCCCAUCCGUGUGGGCGGUAACACAGAGGACAAGACGCACUGGUCGCCCGAUGUCCAGUACACGAACAACACCUACCCUGCAGCGACCAACACCACCCCCUAUCCCGAGGCGAACACUGUGGUCGUCGGCACUGACUUCUGGUCGCUUGCAGGGAACUUUCCCUCCGGCACUGAGUUCACCUUUGGUAUCAACCUCAAGGCCCAGGCGAACUAUGGGGCCGUCAUCGAAGCACAAAUCAUUACCCAGGUGUUUCAGACGCUGUACAAUCAGAUGAGCGGAGUGACGUUGCGUUAUCUCGAGCUGGGCAACGAGCCGGACCUUUAUGGCGGCGUGAGCCAUCAGUUUUCGGGAUGGACAAUCGAGUACUAUACCACCCUCUGGAACAGCCUCGCGACCUCCAUCCAAGGUGCCCUCACCUACCCGCCACGUAUGCAGAUCUUGUCCUUCGCCCACCCAACCCCGGCCAACGGUUUCACCGUCUCCGGUGCACUGGCCGCGGGUCUGCUAAACGGCACGCUGCGCGAGGACGUGUACACCGUCAGCGAACACCACUAUCAGGGUAGCUUCUGCCAAGGCGCUGGUGGUGCAGUCGCCGAUUUGAUGAACAAGGCGUACGUCAGGGGGAAUCUGAGCGUGUUUGACCCAGAGAUUGCGGCGGCCAAUGCACAAGGAUGGAGGUUCGAGCUGGGAGAGACGAAUAGUGUCAGCUGCCAUGGUGCUCCAGGGCUCAGCAACGCAGCUGGCGCCGCAGUAUGGGUGACGGAUUACAUUUUCCAGGCCGCUGCCAGAGGUAUCGAACGUCUUUAUUUCCACAACGGCAUUGGGUACAAGUAUGACUUCUUCGAUCCCUACAAUGGUAAAACAUAUCCAUACACACUGACACCCCACAUUCUUCCGCUGUAUCACUCCCUGUUGAUUCAGUCUGAACUCACCUCCUACACCGGCCCAAUCUACAUCGCCGAGCUGACGACGGACUCGACUUUCGUAGCCUCUUACGGCAUCUACGCCGCCGACACCAGCGCCCUGCUCCGCGUCGUGAUCAUCAACUCUGCGCCCUACUACACCUACUACACGCCUGGCUCAAGGGCGGAGUUCGCCUACACUCUCUCGGGUUUGACUACAGCCAAUGUGGCUGGAAAUGGUGGCAAUGGUAGUUACUUCCUCAGGCGUCUCUAUGUUCCUGGUGCCGACGCCACAAGUGGCCUCACCUGGGCUGGGCAGAGUUUUGAAACGGCCAGCGGAAGUCCAUCUGGAGCGAGGGUCGACGAGAGCGUCACGGGGGAGGUAUUCUCUGGUGUUGGUACCGAAGUCGUUGUCGCGUAUUUUGCAGAGGGUUGA